AUGGCUCACACUACUCAACAGCAAAAUAUUGAACAAGAACUAACAGGGUCCAAUAGCAUUAUAAGAUUUAGUGCAAUAAAUGUCAACUCCUUAGAAGCUAAUAAAAGAAAAUUAGACAUGGAAGAAUUUGUUAAAAAUAAUCAAAUUGACAUAGCUUUGAUCUCGGAAACAAAGCUUCAUUCCGAACAUAAAUUAAGCUUUAAUGACUACAAUUUAAUAAGAACUGAUCGACCAAAUGCCAAAAACGGAGGCGGAACUGCUAUUCUGAUCAAUAAAAAGCUAAGUUUUACUCCAAUCUCAUAUCCUAACUCUCUUUCCAACAAGGUGAUCGAGUACACAGCUAUAAGACUAAAAGUUAACUCGAAGAAAUCUCUCAUCAUUUUCAGCAUAUAUGCAGCUUGCAACUCCAAUAGAUCCCUCAUCGCUGAACUGGACAAAAUAUACCAUGAUUUCAGGUUAGAUAAACCUGAUAUAUAUUUCAUCAUGGCUGGAGACUGGAACGCCAGGCAUACAAAGUGGGGAGACAGUAAGAUCAACGAUUAUGGAGCCAUGCUGAACAGGUGGGAAGUGAAGAACAGCAUCACCCACAAAUGUACUCUCUACAACCCUAACAGACCAACAUACCCCAGCGCGGGAUCCUACCUGGACCACUGCCUACCAGAUACCCGAAUCGAAAUUAAGGAAUUAUCAUCCAAUGGAUUGCUCAAAACACUGCCCUACGAUAGUCACCAUAAUGCGAUCUACUUUACUAUCGACACUAACAAAACAUUCAUGGGACUCGCCUCAUCUCCACCACCAACUAUUAGAUACAACUAUAAAAGAACCAACUGGAGAAAAUUUGCCGAAGACCUCUUGUACAAUCACAAAAACCAAAUCCCGUCAGACAAAAAUCUAACAAUUAGUGAAAUAGAUUCCCAUAUAUUAAAUUUAGAAAAGGAAAUCACCACCACCAUUAUUAAAAUUGUCCCUAAAGUUGAAGCCGAUACUAAAAAAGGUUGCUUAAAAUAUGUCAAUAACACAAUUAAAAAAUUACAAGCAAUGAAAUCAAAAUUAAUUUCAGAAAAAUUUAGGGCCACCAACCAAGAAGAAAAAUAUAGACUCAAUCAGCUGAUCAAAGAGAUUAACAAAAAAUUAACAAAAGAAUUUCAAAAAUCAGAAACGGCUUAUUGGACUGCCAAAACUAAAAGCAUCAACUACAGGGACUCGGCAAAAUUCUUCCCACGAAUAAAUAGGUUCUUCCGAUAUAGAGAACCCCCUAGAGUUGAUAAUUUGACCAUUAGCAAAGACAGUCCUCUUCUCACCGAUGAAAUCAUCAAUGAUCCUGAGACCUCAAAAAUAGAUGGUAAGCAUCUUAUCACCCAUUCCACAGCUAAAUUAAAUAUUAUUGGAAAAUAUUUCGAAUCUAUAAACUCUCCAAGGUACUCAAACAUCGGAACGAUGACCAAGACCAUAGCAGACAACGCAGCGAAUGAUAUCAAGAAACACAAUCUCACGCAUACAACAUUUAACCGUAGUAAUCGUGCCUACUAUCCUGUCCAAAAUGAAAACGAGCCAAAGUUUCUUCAUUCAUAUAUAGAAGUUGAAAUACUCCUUAAGAAGACUAAAAAUAAAACCUCCAGCGGCACUCAACAGGGUACAGUAACAUCACCAAUACUGUUUAUAAUAUACUGUCGAAAUGUACUAAACCUUUUUCUCAUGAACUCGGGAAAUAACACGCAUUACGGUGCUUACGCUGAUGACACAGCUAUUUAUGUAGCACACACCAAAAUCCCUGUGAUUGAAAAGAGACUGACUAGCCUGGUGAACCAGAUAUACGAAUAUUUGGAACAAUGGAACUUAAAAAUGAACGCAUUCAAGAGCGAGACAAUACUUUUCAGGAAAACCGUCAAUGAAAUAACUCCUCCAACAGUGUUGCUAAUCAAAACCUUCCAAAUAAAAAUUACCGAUAAGGACACAGGACUGGAGACUAUAAUUCCUAAUAAAUAG
Molecule: messenger RNA, 1986 nt
Organism: Cotesia congregata
Lineage: Eukaryota; Metazoa; Arthropoda; Insecta; Hymenoptera; Braconidae
Source: the annotation of a GenBank genome assembly